Molecule: messenger RNA, 2553 nt
Organism: Suillus bovinus
Lineage: Eukaryota; Fungi; Basidiomycota; Agaricomycetes; Boletales; Suillaceae
Exons: 13
Coding region: 440-2293 (617 amino acids)
Source: RefSeq, a predicted model, not a curated record
ACCCAGCCGUGUGUCCAUCACACGGUUGUCGUAGUACGCGCGCUGCAGCGGCAGCACUGCAAUAAGCCAAAUUCCGAAGCAACUCCAAGGGUCUCGAAAAUUCGUCUGUUCGUCGACUUGAAAAGGGGGAUGCACUAUCCUUCUUCAAUAUGGGAGACCGCUGUCAGGAAAUAAUACGACAAUUUGACCAGAAAUGCGACCAAGUCACCGAAUGAGCUUCAAUGAUCCCAUUUUUCAGGUAACGGAUGGCGUCCAAAAGUUUGCGUUGUUCACGGCGACGCGGAUGACGGUACUCAGCGGAUCAAUCGAUCACCGGGAAUCAGAACGGAUACUACACGUGGGUGGAGGCUGUUCGGCUCUUCAAGCUUCGGCGCUUGGUGCUCAGCUUCAGGCUGGGAAAACUUUCUAUCCCCUUGAAUACUGAUCCAGGUUGAUUUCAAUGUCUUCUCGAUCCAAUUUACGAAGCCGUGCUAGAGGGGGGCUAAGCACCAUCUUUGACUACUUUAGGACACGCCGGCCCCAGGGGUCUUCUGCGACUUUGCCAACAAGCUAUCCUCUGUCUGCGCUGCCACAAACAGUACCUCAUAUCACAGUCAGUAGUCCUGCCAGUGGAGGCUCGCUAACCCCACCGGCCACACCUUUACCUCCGGUACCUUCUGCUAGUGCAACUUCGGUCGCUACAGCAAGCGGUGUAUGCCCCGCACCGAGUAACACUAAUCCCUCCAGUUCUGGCAUAUCUGCAUUGUCAUUCACAACAUCACCAUCUACUGCAUCGACACGCAAGGCGAGGCCUAUUCCAGCAUCUGAUGUGAAUCGAUACGAGAGGAAACGAACGAUACCCCAGACCAAGGACCGCGUUCUUAUCGAGCCAGGGAACAAGGUGUUCGAGGAGUAUGUACUUUUUCCGCAGUUGGAGUAUCGUGAGCUGACGACGCCAAGCACACCACCCUCUAGUCGAUGGGCACCACUUGUACACCCUGAAGGUGCUUUGUAUUACUAUGACAGCGCUCGGCGCAUAUAUACUGAUGCCGACUUGUCAAAGCCCUCAACCCUCCAUGCAAUCGAGGCAUUCGCAGAUCAGCUAUAUAACGAUGCACAGACCAACUCGAAUAUAGAUAUCACCAGCAAGACCGAAUUAGUCAUAGAGGAUAUAGAUGAGAACACCUGUGGUUACUAUUUCGUUGAACAAGACACGCGGUGCAUCUUCUGGCUAGAACGUUUUGACGCAGAAACCUUGUUCGAGAACAUCAGGCGAGUGAGGAACAUGGGUCAUAUCAAAUACGCCAUUGAAGCUCAGUACUGCUAUUCGUGUGGAUUUGAUACAACUCAAACAACUUCAAGGACUCAUUGCGAAUUGUUUCCACAUGAAAAUCGUGUGACGCCGGUUGCUCUUGAGGAACUAAAACAAAUGAUUAUGCAUGCUGCAGCUGUGACCAUUACUUCUGUGACGUGUGUUGCUCCAUUCGAGAAAGACGAGUUGGAGAAGAUGCUGGACCUCGUUAUGAACAUCGAAGGAACCCUCGAUGGUCAAUUUGCGCACACGAGAUGUGUUGUGGCUCGAUUUAUGUCUGAAUUCAGUGCGCAAUCAAAGACUCUACUGGCAUUCGCUAAUAUUACAGUAGUCAAAGCAAAGUUCUUCAAUUUCUGUGGACAGCCCGGUGCAAGGCUGGAUUCAGACCAGACAAUCUACUUCAAGGACCAUGAUCAUCGGUCGCUCUUGUUCAUCGUUGCCUCCUUCCUGCUCUUUGGCGUCCCUCGUACCCACCAAGCCGAUCUGAAGAUGAUAUGGGUUGAUAGGAUCAUUAAUCGCGUCCUCUGGGAUCAAUUCAUCGACAAACUUAAUGACGAAUGGACUGGAUUGGCGCUUUCGGCAACUGUCAUCCUCAAUGCCAACAUAGCCUUUCUUGCAAUUCCAUCUGUGCAAGACACCGCCGGAUUACUGAGCUAUAUGUCAGUGGUUUGCAGCAUUGCAGUUGUCCUCCUCGUACUUCUCCUGGUUCGUCAAAACCAGAAGAGGGAUUGUGAGAGAGCUGUCUCACUUUUGACAUACGUAGAACAGUCUUUCUUCGGCACAGAAGCGCUAGCCAUAACGUAUAGCUUACCAUAUGGACUGUUAAUGUGGGCCUUACUAUAUUUUGCUGCCGGCUUUGGCAAUUUGGUCUUUAAAACUGAAAGUCAAUGGACGCGUGGUGCCGCAGGUUUUGCUGGAUCACUUGUCGUGUGUUUAGUGGCGUUAGUAUUGCAGAUAGGGAGGCAUCAGAUCAAUCCAAAAGAUGAGGAAUCCAUGGUAUAGCUUGUAUAUUCUCAUUUUCGAAACGAGUGUCAGGAAUAUCGCCAACGUGGCUGUUGAAAAAGCUCGAGAAAUUCAGGUAAUGGAUCGUGGCAAUAUAUUUAACAAGCUAAUCACAUACUAACCACAUUCAAGAUGAAGUCAAAUGCUGCGGACAUGUAACACAGAUUUGGGUAGUAGAAUCAGUAGGAGUGACAUUGAAAUUAGAAGCACGUUCACGGCAAUGCCAGAAAGACCCUCACAUGGCCAAGGUCUACAUUCAG